This is a messenger RNA of Nematostella vectensis (starlet sea anemone), 1440 nucleotides long. RefSeq names its product eukaryotic translation initiation factor 3 subunit A-like. The record is from RefSeq and is a predicted model, not a curated record. Bases 87 to 1205 code for a protein of 372 amino acids. The transcript is spliced from 2 exons. Lineage: Eukaryota; Metazoa; Cnidaria; Anthozoa; Actiniaria; Edwardsiidae.
AAAGACACCUUUAUUGAUGACAAGACAAGUAUAAAUAGGCUGAUCUAUUAAGGACUGGCCACAGUCAGAAGUGGGCGGCGAACACUAUGGAUGUAUCGGCGACAGCAAGUUUUCUUCUUGUGCUUUUAGCAGUGGACGCUGCCUUUGGACAUGAUACUGCGUCGUCACAAAUAAAGAGAGACUCAGCCCCACCACAAUGGAAACGAGACUCAGCCCCGCCACAAUGGAAACGAGACUCAGCCCCGCCACAAUGGAAACGAGACUCAGCCCCACCACAAUGGAAACGAGACUCAGCCCCGCCACAGUGGAAACGAGACUCAGCUCCUCCACAAUGGAAACGAGACUCAGCCCCGCCACAAUGGAAACGAGACUCAGCCCCGCCACAAUGGAAACGAGACUCAGCCGCGCCACAAUGGAAACGAGACUCAGCCCCGCCACAAUGGAAACGAGACUCAGCCCCGCCACAAUGGAAAAGAGACUCAGCCCCGCCACAAUGGAAACGAGACUCAGCCCCGCCACAAUGGAAACGAGACUCAGCCCCGCCACAAUGGAAACGAGACUCAGCCGCGCCACAAUGGAAACGAGACUCAGCCCCGCCACAAGGGAAACGAGACUCAGCCCUGCCACAACGGAAACGAGACUCAGCCCCGCCACAAUGGAAACGAGACUCAGCCCCGCCACAAUGGAAACGAGACUCAGCCCCACCACAAUGGAAACGAGACUCAGCCCCGCCACAAUGGAAACGAGACUCAGCCCCGCCACAAUGGAAACGAGACUCAGCCGCGCCACAAUGGAAACGAGACUCAGCCCCGCCACAAUGGAAACGAGACUCAGCUGCGCCACAAUGGAAACGAGACUCAGCCCCGCCACAAUGGAAACGAGACUCAGCCCUGCCACAACGAAAACGAGACUCAGCCCCGCCACAAUGGAAACGAGACUCAGCCCCGCCACAAUGGAAACGAGACUCAGCCCCACCACAAUGGAAACGAGACUCAGCCCCGCCACAAUGGAAACGAGACUCAGCCCCGCCACAAUGGAAACGAGACUCAGCCCCGCCACAAUGGAAACGAGACUCAGCCCCGCCACAAUGGAAACGAGACUCAGCCCCGCCACAAUGGAAACGAGACUCAGCCCCGCCACAAUGGAAACGAGACUCAGCCCCGCCACAAUGGAAACGGGAAUCAGCCAAAUCAAAGAGAGUUUAAGCCUUGUAGCAAAGAGACUACUCAAAGUAACAAAGAAAAAAAACGGUUGUUUGAAGUAGAGAUUUUGUUAAUUUGACACUUUUUCUUUUGACGGAAAAUGAAAAAAAAAUGACAUGGCAUUAGGUCUUUUUAAGAAAUAACCGCCUGGGACAUUUGUUUAUAAAACAGUAAAGUUAACAGAAUACAUAGAACAGUAAAUAAGCACUAUAAAUAAUAAAUAUUUAUAUUUGGAAAA